AUGGGUUCAGUCUUGCCGGCAGAAGCGUUGGUGCUGAAGUCUGGAUUUAAGCCGCAAACGUUGGCCUUGUCCGACAUUAUCACCUCGGACAUCCUACACAGUUUUCUCUAUGGUAGGUGGAGGAACGUUCUAGGCGAACACCUUUUUGAAGAGAAGACCAGCACAGUGAGUCCAAAAACCGCGUUCACCGCAGAGGUCCUCGCGCAGUCGUUUUCGGGAGAGGUCCAAAAACUCUCGAGCCUGGUGUUACCCAGCGAGGUCAUAAUCGCUCAAAGCUCUAUUCCGGGGGAGGGACUCGGCAUCUUCUCCAAAACAUGGAUAAAAGCUGGGACAGAGAUGGGCCCGUUCACGGGCAGGGUGAUCUCGCCAGAACAUGUGGACCUCUUCAAAAACAACAAUCUCAUGUGGGAGGUUUUCAAUGAGGACGGCACAGUCCGUUAUUUCAUUGAUGCUAGUCAAGAGGACCACCGGAGUUGGAUGACUUAUAUCAAAUGUGCUCGGAACGAGCAAGAGCAGAACCUGGAGGUCGUGCAGAUUGGAAGUAGCAUAUUUUACAAAGCAGUAGAGACCAUUCCCCCAGACCAGGAAUUGUUGGUGUGGUAUGGCAAUUCCCACAAUACAUUCUUAGGCAUCCCUGGGGUCCCAGGCGUGGAAGAAGAACAACAUAAAAAGAGUAAGAAUGAUGAUUUCCACCUCUGUGACAACUCUUCAUCGUCAUCAUCUGCCUCUUUAUCUACCGGAGGUCGCAUGCGCUGCGUCAUAUGUCACCGAGGCUUCAACUCCCGCAGCAACCUGCGCUCGCACAUGCGCAUUCACACACUUGACAAGCCGUUCGUCUGCCGUUUUUGCAACCGUCGUUUCAGUCAGUCCUCCACGCUGCGCAACCACGUACGCUUGCAUACCGGCGAGCGUCCAUAUAAGUGUCACGUGUGUCAGAGCGCUUACUCGCAGUUGGCGGGACUGCGGGCGCACCAGAAGAGUGCUAGACAUCGACCAACUGAGUCUGGUUCUGUAGUGGGGCUCCAAGCGCACUCUCCGCCCUCAGCUCAAAUGGCCGCUGUACCUCAUCCGGCCUCUCUGGUUCAUCACAUUCCAACGAUGGUUCUGUGA
This is a messenger RNA of Chanos chanos (milkfish), 1110 nucleotides long. It is a transcript of the gene prdm12b, whose product is annotated as PR domain containing 12b. The coding region runs from base 1 to 1110 and encodes 369 amino acids. The record is from RefSeq and is a predicted model, not a curated record. Gene Ontology annotation, cellular component: nucleus. Gene Ontology annotation, molecular function: histone methyltransferase binding. Gene Ontology annotation, biological process: neurogenesis; regulation of gene expression. The transcript is spliced from 5 exons. NCBI's taxonomy places the organism in Eukaryota, Metazoa, Chordata, Actinopteri, Gonorynchiformes, Chanidae.